GCGGAGGCCGGAGCCGCAGCGGAGACCGGUUUCCCCGGGGCUAGGGUGGGUAGCGGUGGCGGACCGCGGCUCGGUAGCCUCUUCUCCUCUCCAAGGGGAGUUUCCAGGAAGUGGCCAUAUUGGAUCCAUUCAGCCGCAGCGACCCGAGUGGAGAGCGAGCCUUGGAGCCGGCUCCAAUUCCACGGUUCCCGUCUGGCCUCCCUUGAGUCAGUCCAUGGCGGCUCCCGACCUGGACCGCCGCUCGAAAGAAGAAAUGCGCCUCCUCGAUCUGGGGGGCCAUGUGGGUUUUGACAGUCUCCCAGACCAGCUGGUCAGUAAGUCCGUGUCUCAGGGCUUCAGCUUCAAUAUACUCUGUGUGGGGGAGACAGGCAUUGGAAAAUCUACACUAAUGAAUACACUCUUCAACACAAUCUUUGAGACAGAAGAGUCUGGACACUAUGAGGCCUGUGUACGCCUCCGGCCACGUACUUAUGACCUCCAAGAGAGCAAUGUGCACCUCAAGUUAACCAUUGUGGAUGCAGUUGGUUUUGGAGACCAGAUCAAUAAGGAUGAGAGUUACAGGCCUAUAGUUGACUACAUCGAUACGCAGUUUGAAAACUACUUGCAGGAGGAGCUGAAGAUUCAGCGUUCUCUGUUUGACUAUCAUGAUACAAGGAUCCAUGUCUGUCUCUAUUUCAUAACUCCUACUGGACAUUCUCUCAAGUCCCUGGACCUGGUGACCAUGAAGAAGCUGGACAGCAAGGUGAACAUUAUUCCUAUUAUUGCUAAAGCGGAUACCAUUUCAAAGAGUGAACUACACAAGUUCAAGAACAAGAUCAUGAAUGAGCUGGACAAAAAUGGGGUCCAGAUCUACCAGUUUCCUACAGAUGAUGAAGCAGUGGCAGAGAUCAAUGCUGUCAUGAAUGCCCAUCUACCAUUUGCUGUAGUUGGCAGCACUGAUGAGAUUAAAGUUGGGAACAAAUUGGUUCGAGCUCGGCAGUAUCCCUGGGGUAUCGUGCAAGUGGAGAAUGAGAGUCACUGUGACUUUGUGAAACUUCGAGAGAUGCUGAUCCGUGUGAACAUGGAGGAUCUCCGAGAACAGACACACAACAGGCACUAUGAACUUUACCGGCGCCAUAAGCUUGAAGAAAUGGGCUUCCAGGACACAGCUGCAGAGAGCAAGCCUAUUAGCCUCCAGGAGACCUAUGAAACUAGGAGAAAGGAGUUCCUAUGUGAGCUGCAGAAAAAAGAAGAGGAGAUGAGACAGAUGUUUGUGAAUAAGGUGAAGGAGACAGAGCUGGAGCUGAAGGAGAAGGAGAAGGAGCUUCAUGAGAGAUUUGAGACCUUAAAGAGGACCCACCAGGAAGAAAAGCGGAAGGUGGAAGAAAAGCGACGGCAACUGGAGGAGGAGAAAAUUGCCUUCAACCGGAGGAAGGCAGCUGUCGAGGCCAUGCAGGCCCAAGCCUUACAGGUCACCUCACAGCAGCCACUGAGAAGGGACAAAGACAAGAAAAAUUAAAGCACGUACAGAUAUACAUGUCGAACGGACUUUAGACUUUCAUGUGUUAAGUUGCUUGAGUUACCUACCACCUUGUGAUACUUCUCCCAUAACAUGGUGUGAGGACAGACAAACUGAGAGCCAAUACAGACUCCAGUGUUUACAGCAAAGGCUGAUUACUCCUCAUGGGGGCUGUGGCCUGUCAGACCCCACAGGCUGGGCUGCUCCCCAACCCCCAUGCAAAGACAAAAAAAUAAUCUAAUGUUGGAACUGAAACUGACAAGGUUUAUUUUUUUCAGAACCAGUGGUUGGUCUUCCAUUUAUAGUGUCACCAUCUCUUGAUGGAGCAGUUUGUGCCGAUUUAAUGAAGCCCCACGACCCCAGCUACGUUGUAUUUAACUGUUCAGAGUUGAGAUGGCUACUUACAAGGUGCCUGCCCUAGUGUAACCAAAUGAUUGGUAUAUGCGCUGUGCUGUGAGAUUCACUUGAAUUGCUUUAAUUUUUUUAAUCAUAGUUUAAUUUUCCUAAGAAUUUUUUAAACACUACUAAAUUUGUAUCUUGAUGCAAAUAAAGCCAAGUAAUUUCUUAUUACUUCUUACAAAUAAUACACUUCCCAUUAAAACACAACACUAAAAUUCUCUAAACCUUUCCUUUGUAUUAUUAAAAUAUACACAAAGAGAUGGGUAAUAAACUUAUAUUAUGACAGUACUUGGAAUUUCUUUACUGACAAAAAUGAUACAUACUACUAUUGGUAGUAUAGUUUUUACUGUUGGUGUAAAUGGAAUGGCAGAUAAUAAUAGUAUGUGACCAGUGGUACUUCUUGCGAAUGGAAGAAUAAUUAUCCCUGUGUCUUUUAAAAUUCUUGUCACUUGAAAUACAAAGUCUGCUCCAUAUACACCUAUAGAGAAGAAGUUAGUCAGCUAGAAGAAUAUUUCAGUAACAUUCCUUCUAAAGUUAUAAUUUAAUUUUCCUGACUGAAAUAAAGAAGAAAAAUUAUGAAGAUGCUGACUUAUACAAAUAAUAUGGGAAUAGUUAGAAGCACUUAUUUUUCUCAGCUAGCUGUGGAGACAGUGCAAUUUAGUUUGCCAGAUAUUGGAAAGAUUGGGAUUAAAACCCUAAAAAGAAAGGCACUCACACAUGCUAUUGGUUAUUAUGCUGAAAGGAAACAAAUGUCCUUUCUCCUUGGUGCCUUUAGAAUCUUUCAUUUAUUGUUUGGGCAAUGAUGGUUUUGUUUUGUUUUGUUUUUGCCAAUGUAGAGAUGUGGGCUUAUUGCAUAACUUUUAGUGUAUCAUCUUUAAAGAAAAAUAAAGUCUUUAUUAUUCCCUCUUUAUUUCCCCUUGCCUUCUCCCCUUCCCCCACUCCAUACACUCAUCUGGUCUAUUUUAACAAUUUCCAGAACAUAUUCUUGGGUUCCUCCUUGCUCCUAGGCAGGACAGUUUUCCACUUUUGGGGUGGUAUGAACAGUUCCUGGCUUUUGGUAUAUCUGUUCUCAGAAGUAGCAUCUUUGUAUUAGGAGAUAAGCUCACCCUGGGAUAGAACAGAUGUGCUAGUUCUCAAGUUAUCUGAGAGGAGAGAUUAGCUGUUUUUAUGAAUUUAUUAAAUUCACAUUGUUGUGAAAGUGGAAACCUUAUGAGAAAUAGGGCAAAUUUAUAUUAGACAAUCAUGGUAGGGUGGGGCUUGUUGCCUUUCCUUUAAUGUUUUAGAUCCAAUUCAAGAGUUUGCUGAGAAAAGACCAGUAUGGCUUGCCUCUCUCAGCUAAAUUUAUUGAGAAGUAGGAGGCCCAGUGAUUCAAUACAUUCACAGGUUUGUAGGAAAAAUAGAACAAUGUGUUUAUUACUAGAUAGAGAGUGGGUGUGAAUCUUGGGACUUGAAAAAGAGCCAGAAGAUCAGUCAGCAACUACUGACUGCCCUUGAGGCCAAAAAUACUGAGGUCUGGAAUGUGGAUAUCCAAGGAAAUGGAGAUAUAAAUAACUGUAUCCUGAUUGGCUGCCCACAAGCACAUGAAUUCCAGAUGUUUCUGACAUACAAAAAAAGGGAACUUUGAGGUUCCAUCUAGUUUGCCUUUGUUUUACGAAAUGUUAUUAACCUUACUUAUUACCUAUCCCUCAGCAAGUCAUACAUAUCAGCAUAAGCUUAUAUGUGUAUUAAUUUUUUUAUGCUUAUUUGGGUCUGGGUUUUUAUUGUUGAGUUUUUGAUUGGGUUUGUUUGUUAACUGAAACCAGACUAGUUAGUAGUCCUUGGUACAUGAGGUGAGUUGAAAAUUUAUGAUUUAUUUAACAAUCUAUCAUUAUGGUAUGUCACUUAUCCACAUGACUCUUAUUUCUUGACAUAUAAAGCAUUCCCUGCCCCUUCCAAAGGAUCAUUUGUGGGGAAUGAAUGUCCAGGGUUCUCCCUGCAUAUACCUAUUGGUUGGCAUUAUAAGGAUACUUUUGGGGAUCACCCUAGCUUUUCUUAUCAUGUUUUUUGUGACAUAAAUUUACAUGUAAAAUUAUUUUGGAUGAUUUGAAUUUUUCAGACUUUCUACACAUGUGUGUUGUGUAAAUGUGAAUGAGACAGUCUACAUUAAAUGUUAUGAGUGUUACUGGGUAAGGAGAAUGACUUUCUGAUUGUUAACAUUAACAUGCUUUUCCAGAUUGCUUCAUUCAUACAUUCA
Molecule: messenger RNA, 4130 nt
Organism: Antechinus flavipes (yellow-footed antechinus)
Lineage: Eukaryota; Metazoa; Chordata; Mammalia; Dasyuromorphia; Dasyuridae
Gene: SEPTIN8
Product: septin 8
Exons: 10
Coding region: 215-1498 (427 amino acids)
Biological process (GO): cytoskeleton-dependent cytokinesis
Cellular component (GO): septin complex; septin ring; cell division site
Molecular function (GO): GTP binding; GTPase activity; molecular adaptor activity
Source: RefSeq, a predicted model, not a curated record